Saccostrea echinata is the source of this 733-nucleotide messenger RNA. RefSeq lists its product as uncharacterized. The record is from RefSeq and is a predicted model, not a curated record. Bases 149 to 733 code for a protein of 194 amino acids. NCBI's taxonomy places the organism in Eukaryota, Metazoa, Mollusca, Bivalvia, Ostreida, Ostreidae. The transcript is spliced from 3 exons.
UAAAAUCAGCUGUUCUGAUACGCUACCGCUUACGAACAUCUGAAUCAACUCGUUUGGAGGUCACGUCCGAACGACCUUUCCACAAGCCAAUCAAAUUGCCGCUGGCGAGAUUCGUCUAAUGGAAGAUUUCCCAUGAUUCUUCGCGUUAAUGUUUACGAUAACAAAGAUGGCUGCUCAGUCGAGUGGCAUGGCUACUCCCAGAAAAACGUUAAGUCUGGGGAAUAUAUGCAUUAUAUGUGGAUUUUCUUUUAUUCACACGUUUAUAGACUCAAAUGGGAAAGAGAUUACACAGAAGUUUUUCGAUAAAAAGUUUAAAUUAACAGAAGAACGAAAAAAAAUUAUCAAUAGUGUAUGUCAGAAGUGUUUCCGGACCGUUGAGAGGCUCAGUAAAAUGGAAAAAGAAGUAUCCGAACUGAAAUGUAAAUUAAAAUACUCAGCAGAGAACGUAAAAGAGAAUUUUUUACUUUCUCUUCCGUCACCGAAACGUUCGGUGAUAACUAAAAGAAUGUUACGUAGCCCUAUUAUUCGGCAACCGACCAAGAAAGUGGCCUCCCUCCUACCAAUUACUUGUGUUCAGCCCAUCAGUAUUCUACCCUUCUCUGACCUUACAAAUAGAGGAGGACUACCUGUCGCCAAGCAAGUAAAGCCACCAGUCCGGAGAUCACUCGGAACUUCCUUCACCAAUAGGCCUAGUGAAACUCAUACAACCUUACAAGGAGAAGUAACAAUAUGA